CUGAGCUACCAGAGCCUGUGAAAGCCGGCAUAGAGCGAACGGGUAGUGUGUCAACCCGUAUUCCACUGAGGUACGCUGAUGCUUUGAGUGUGUCGUUUUUCCUCACGGCUGCUUUUUAUUCUAUUGACACUGAGGAAAAACAGAAUGCAGUCUUCUGGAUAGAACAGAUACAUCAUUUUUGAAUUGUAUUUAUUUAUAAUAUGUACGUCAUGGCGUCCCCAUGUGGCAGAUAACUAGCAACCUCCUGCCUUUUGGCCCAACAUUGCUUCAAAACACUACAUCUACCCGAGUCUGCGCAGUCCUCAGCUGACGCCGGGAAGAAUCCACAUUCACGUGGAGAAGUCUCUCCAGGGUCCAUCUUUGUGCAGGUGCAUUAGCCAACGUUGCCAGAUGGACAGCGGUUACAGUAAAGGUCGUGGGGGUCAAGAUGUGGUGGAUCUGGAGCCAGAGUUGGGAUUGGCCUCCGAGGGAAGUGAUAGCAGUCACGAACGCCCACCGUCUCCAAGCUCCUCCCUCGAUGACAGGAAGCGACCACGCCAAGCUUUGCAAGAAGAUGUAGAGAUGGGCGGUAGUGGCUCAAGUGGUAGUGGAACAGAAUCCCACAGCAACGAGUCACACGGCAACGAGUCCCACGGCCAUGAAUCCGUGGGCAGCUCCAACGGGAAUGGCAAAGAUUCUGCCAUUCUGGAGUCUUCUGGCAGCAAUAAAAGCUCAAACUCCCAUAGUCCCUCACCACCAAGCAGCUCCAAUGCCUUCAGUCUGGUGAGCUCCGAGCAGGACAACCCAUCGACCAGUGGCUGCAGCAGCGAACAGUCUGCCAAAGCAAAGAAUCAGAAGGAGCUUUUCAAGACCCUGAAGGAGCUAAAGAGGCACUUGCCAUCCGAGAAGUGGAGCAAGAGCAAGUCCAGCACCGUCAACACCCUCAAGUAUGCGCUGCGCUGUGUCAAACAGGUUAAAGCAAAUGAAGAAUAUUACCAGAUGCUGAUGAUCAAUGACAGUCAGCCUCCAGGUUUUGAAGUAUCAUCCUACACAAUCGAGGAAAUCAACCGCAUCACGUCUGAGUACACUCUCAAGAACACGGAUAUAUUUGCCGUCGCCGUCUCGCUCAUCACGGGGAAGAUCGUUUACAUCUCAGAGCAGGCGGCGUCCAUCUUGAACUGUAAGCCUGAAGUGUUCAGAAACGCAAAGUUUGUGGAGUUUCUCACUCCACAGGAUGUCAGCGUCUUCUACAGCUUCACCACACCCUACAGGCUUCCCUCCUGGAGCAUGUGCACUGGAGCAGAGUCAUCUCCCACAGAAUGCAUGCAAGAGAAGUCUUUCUUUUGUCGCAUCAGUGGUGGAAAGCAGCAUGAAGGGGAUCUGCAGUACUAUCCUUUCCGUAUGACUCCUUACCUGAUGAAGUUACAGGAUUCUGAGCUGUCAGAAGAACACAUCUGCUGCCUCCUGUUGGCUGAACGGGUGCAUUCUGGAUAUGAAGCACCUAGAAUCCCAACUGACAAACGUAUCUUUACCACCACACACACCCCCAACUGUGUGUUCCAGGAUGUGGAUGAGAGGGCUGUUCCUUUGUUAGGUUACCUCCCCCAGGAUCUGAUUGGGACGCCUGUCUUACUAAAUCUACAUCCAAGUGACCGACCAUUGAUGCUAGCUGUGCAUCGAAAAAUUUUACAGUUCGCUGGUCAGCCCUUUGACCACUCCUCAAUUCGUUUCUGUGCACGCAAUGGUGAGUACGUAACCAUCGACACCAGUUGGUCCAGCUUUGUCAACCCCUGGAGUCGCAAAGUUUCCUUCGUCAUUGGCAGGCACAAGGUCCGCAUGGGUCCUGUGAACGAAGAUGUUUUUGCAGCACCCACAUUCCAUGGAGGAAAGAUGAUGGAUUCAGACAUCCAGGAAAUAAGUGAACAGAUCCACCGGAUGCUACUCCAGCCUGUUCAUAACAUGGGCUCCAGUGGUUAUGGGAGCCAUGGGAGCAAUGGUUCCCAUGAGCAGCUGGUGAGCAUGAGUUCAUCCAGUGAGAGCAACGGCAACGUAAUGUCGGGAAUCACAGCAGAGGACAUGGGAAAGUUAAAGCUCCCGAGGACUUUUCAGGAGAUCUGUAAGGACAUCCACAUGCAGAAAAACCAGGAGUCCCAGGUUUGUCUGCAGUCGUUGUCAUCCUCGGCUCUGCCACCCAAGCCUGAGCAAAGAAAGAGCACGGACACAUCAGCCCAGAAGAGUCCAACAGCACGUUUGAAGCACUCUGCCCCGCCUCUGUUGGCCAGAGAUGGUACUGCAACUACAACAGAGGACAUCUCCUGCAAAGAUCAGAACACAUGCUCUUAUCAACAGAUUAGCUGCCUGGACAGUGUUAUCAGAUACUUGGAAAGUUGUAACAUCCCAAUCACAGUGAAAAGAAAGUACCAGUUCUCCUCCAACACCACCUCCUCCAACUCUGACGACGGCAAGAAGGGUCCAGCGGACGCAUUACAGGUGGCUCAGGACAAAAACACAGACACUCUGAUGCUAGAUGCCCAACCAGACCUGUCCAACCUGAAAGCACCCAAAAAACCUCCAUCUGGGGCAGUUGUAGGGGAGUCUCUGGCCCCCCUCAGUCUACCCAGCAAGGCUGAGAGUGUGGUGUCCAUCACCUCACAGUGCAGCUACAGCAGCACCAUUGUUCAUGUGGGAGACAAAAAACCUCAGCCAGAAUCAGAGAUAAUCGAGGAUGUUGCAGAGAGCCCGGUGCCUCCAACUCUGCCCGGCAGCAUGGUGUCUCCACCCAGUCAGGAAAAGGAGGCAUACAAGAAACUAGGACUGACUAAACAGGUGCUGGCAGCUCACACUCAGAAAGAGGAGCAGGCCUUCCUCAGCCGCUGCAGAGGACUUCGCAGCGCCAGGAGCUUACAGAAGGACUAUUUCAAAUAUCUUCACCAGGACAAGGAGUCUGCUGAAACUCCAGCUGCCCCUAAAACAGGGACCACCAGACAGGAGAACACUGCCAAGAAGAACAACCGCAGCAGGAAGUCGAAAAAGCCACGAAUGAAGCAUGGCGAUUCGUCGGACAGCACUGUGUCCAACCACAAGCUCCGCCCCCCUCUGCAGGGUCUAAACCAAACAUCAUGGUCGCCAUCUGAAGCCUCCCAGUCAGCUUUUAAUGUCCCCUACCCUACGAUGGUGCCUGCAUACCCGCUCUACCCACCAGCAGCUGCUGCCCCUGCCCAGGCUCCUCAUCUUGACCCCUCCCUUUCCACAGGCUUUGGAGACGGGCAGAGUACUCAAGCUCCACCUACACCCACGCCAUUUCCCACCCCUAUGGUAACACCCGUGGUAGCUUUGGUGCUGCCAAAUUAUAUUUUCCCCCAAAUGGGACAGCUUGGGCAUAUGGGGGCUACACCCUCUCCCCAGUUUCUUCUCGAAAACCAGACACAAUCUGCAUACGCCGCCCAACAGCCCUUCCAGCCCCCACAGCUAGCAUACACCAUGCAAACACAGCCUUCAUUCACCAACCAACACCAGUUCCCUGUGCAAACUGGAUUUACUCCCCAACAGCCAUUUCCAACCCCUCAGCCAGCCUACCCUAGCCAGCAGCCCUUCACUGUCCAGCCCUCUUUCCCAGUGCAAACCAAUUUUGCUGCCCAAACUUCAUUUCCAGUGCAACCCUUCCAUUACCUCACCAAAGAGCCCUCGAAAGCCCCUGAUAUAGAGCCCCGAGAGGGCGCAGCAUCCCGGUCCUCCACUCCAGCAUCGGGAACACGAGAGCCGACUACCUCCCCGCCACUGUUUGAGUCACGAUGCAGCUCUCCACUACAACUCAAUCUGCUGAGUAUGGAGGAUGGACAGCGGUCGGUUGAACGUCAAGACAGUAUGGCGCCCCCUGCAGGAGGCCCGGGCAGCGUCACAGCGGCAGCGUCGGAGAAGAGUGGCGGUUUUAUAAACACAGAGAACCAGCCACAAGUGGUGUCUCUAGGAGAUGGUGGACACAGUGACAGUAACUCCUCCUCCUGCGACUUGCUGGAUAUCCUUUUGCAGGAGCAGGAGGACUCGCACUCUGGCACUGGAUCAGCCACCUCAGGCUCAAUGGGUUCAGGAUCAGGUUCUGGCUGUAACCGCUGUGGGACUUCAGCUAGUGGAACCUCGGGAAGCAGAACAGGAAGCAGCAACACCAGCAAAUAUUUUGGCAGUGUGGACUCUCUAGAACACAACACUAAGGCCAAUUCUAUAUCCAAAACCAGGGCCAAAGAGGGCUCUGAAACUGGACAGUCUCAGACCAAGGCCUCCUCUCAGGGAGAAAAAGAGCAUUUCAUCAAAUGUUGCCUUCAGGAGCCACUCUGGCUGCUGAUGGCCAACACCAACGACAAAGUCAUGUUGACCUAUCAGCUACCAUCUAGGGACAUUCAAAAGGUUCUACGUGAAGACAAGGAGAGGCUAAGGCAGAUGCAGAAGAGCCAGCCUCACUUUUCCUCAGAGCAACGACGAGAGCUUUUGGAGGAACACCCAUGGAUAAGACGGGGGGGUCUACCUGCUGCGAUUAAUGUCAAGGAAUGUGUGUACUGUGAAGACCCAGCAGGCACACUUGUGGAGGAUGAUGUGCCAGACAUAGACAUGGGAGAACUGGACGAUGAGCUGAGCCACGAAGAACAAUCAGGCUCUGGCUCAUGAAGCAGAGUUAUCACAGAGACCCGUAUGAGCUCACAACACACACAGUGAAUGAAAAUGAGAAAACACAAGGCUGUUCUUCUCACACAAACGCACAGAUUGCAUUUAGUUUGAACAUAUUGCUGGUGACUUUUGUCCACCGAGAUUUUCUUUUCUUUCUUUGACUCCAAGUCCAUCCUUAUUCAGUGAGGCAGAGCUCCACAACAAUGUGAAAAGUUCUCAUUUAGAAGUUCCAAAAAAUAUAGUUGCCCAAUUUUUAAAUACAAAGAUUUACUCCAAAUAUAUAAUAUAAUAUUCACAGAUAAAAUAAUUAUACUAUUUAAAAAGUUAUUCAAAGGCAGCCAAGCAUUGCCGUUUGACAGUUCCAGUAAUUUAUGGUUUCAUUAAAGACAUAAAAAAAACACGUCGUUAAAAGGAACGCUGGUCUUAAAGCUUAACUGAUGAGUUCGCUGACCUCAAAAGGGGAAAUCUGACAUAAAUAAUUUAUUUUCUGUUAGGUUUCUGAGUGUUGCAUUCAAACUCUAAGGCAAAUUCCCUCAGUUAAAACAUUAUCUUCACGUUUACAUGUGCUUUUACUUGACAAAGCAUUAGCUGCUGCUUUAUGGCGUUUUUUUUUUUGUUUGUUUUUUUAGACAUGAAAACUACAGUAAGUUGUGGUUUGGCCAUAAAAUAGGUAACAAGGAACAAACACUGUCACAUGACGAAGACGUUGCAGAAAUGUCUUCUGUUUUAAAACUGUCCUCGUCAAAAACUGAUUUGAGGAUAGUGUUGGUAGAAACAAAAGGCAGUGACAGAUUUGUUGCUGAAAAAUGUUCAUCUAUGGUACUUCAAAAGAAGGACAAAUAAGUUCCCUGUAAGUGUCUUUGGUAUGUCGUGCUAUGACCGUAGCUUCACCUCACUGUUUAACUUGCCUACCUCAUUUCAUGUGAAACUGUGUAAAAGCUACAGCUUAGAACCUAAUUAAUUUAAUUUUAAGUGCUAAGUAUCUCAACUAUCUAAGUUACACCAAAAAUAUAAACAACUUUAAAUAAGUCAGAACCCUCAUCAUUAUGUCUGUUACUGAGACAAAAGGAAUAAUGUUACAGAAUAAAAGACAUUGAAAUAAAACAAGUAUCCAUGACAGUAAUAUCUGUCCAGUCUACAUCUACUUCUAGAUCCUUAUCAUCUAAAUCUUGGAUAAAGCUGUGGACGGAGAUUUUCCUUCAAAUGUUCUGUGACUACAUUAGAACUAGUUUAUGCUGCACCAUGGUUUGAGCCACAUGUGAUGCUCAAACAUCAAUUCAGUGUUUGCAAAACUUUUUCAGUUUAUAUUUAUAUGAUUUCUCUGCCCCCUGUCGACACAUGAAGGUGCAUUUGGGUUUAACCAUCACCACCAAGUCAGUAUUUCCUAAGUCUUCUUUUUGCUUCCUUAAAUCUUAACAUAAUUACACAAGACUUAUCCUUCAUAUCCAUCAUUUAAAUGUAAGCAGUCACCAAUCUAAGACCAACAGUCUUCAAAGUCGGCCUUUACAGGAUUCGUCUUGGAGAAGCAUUGAGUUACGUCAACACUGGCCACAGUCACUCUGUGCUUGUCUCUCGUUAACGUAGUAUUGGGGCAAAGUGUGGCAGAGCCUUUGAAUGUAACACAGAGUGGACCAAGAACAUGUUUGGGUUACUUUGUUUUAAUGAUUUUAAGUUAAAUUUGUGUUUUAUUUGUUGACCUUUUUCUUUUUCUCAUGGUUUAUUUUAUGUAAGAAAGUAGUUGUUGCUUGUUUUUGGAGAUGGAUCCUACCUCAAAUAAAUUCCACGUUAAGUUACUUUAAACAAAAACAUAAAACAGAUUAAAUGUGUGUAUAAACUCCAGAUUUUUGUAAUCUAUUUAGUGUAAAAAAAUAAAUAAAUAAAGUUAAGAGCAUCACCACAUACCUGUGUCAAAUGCAGCUGAAGAUGAUGAUGAAGAUGAACUGCUGUGUUUUCACCCUAAUGUUUUUCCAGAGGCCCCGUUCAAACAGAGGGAAAUGCUUUUAAAAUGAAAUGUCUUUUUACCACUCUGUGCUGGCACAUGUACAGUUAUGUCGGUUUGUUCCAAUGCCAAUUGUGUUUGUGUAUGUGAGAUGUUAACUUGAUACAUUGUACAUUUUUUGUAGUUCAGAUGUUAACACGUUGUAAUAAUAAAAAAAUUUAAACAAAA
This is a messenger RNA of Cynoglossus semilaevis (tongue sole), 6805 nucleotides long. Its product is annotated as period circadian regulator 2. Lineage: Eukaryota; Metazoa; Chordata; Actinopteri; Pleuronectiformes; Cynoglossidae. Gene Ontology annotation, biological process: entrainment of circadian clock by photoperiod; negative regulation of transcription by RNA polymerase II; circadian regulation of gene expression. Gene Ontology annotation, cellular component: nucleus; cytoplasm. The transcript has 22 exons. Bases 391 to 4638 code for a protein of 1415 amino acids. Gene Ontology annotation, molecular function: transcription cis-regulatory region binding; transcription corepressor binding. The record is from RefSeq and is a predicted model, not a curated record.